AUGGGCGCAUCAAAGGGGUUGGUGACUUUAGUCUUGCUGUAUAUUUGCACACAGGCUGCAGCGCUAACAGUGUCCGUGUUGGCGACCACGUCCAAAAGUAAGACUCUGCGAUGGACCAGGCAUCCCGGAGCCGGCUCAUACCUGGUCACCGUGCGGGAAAAGUCCUCAUCAGCUGUGACUGCUUUUGUCCAAUUCGGGGCCAACACCGUGAUGGGCACCGUCGCCCCUCUGGCCCCCAACACGGUGUAUGACUUCACGGUAGAAGCUUUGGAUGGUGACCAACUGAGGCUGGAUGUGGCAGUUGUUGAGUCGUUAACAGCACCUCCACUAAUGGACCCCAUCCAAAAAGUGAAGCCAAUGGACAGCGAGACCCUAAUAGUGGAGUUUAACUCGGUCACUGGAGCCACUCAUUACAUCGUACGGGUCCAAAACGCCGAUGGUUUUUACAGAGAAGACACGGUUUAUUCCUCCCCGGCUGAGAUUGCUUCCCUCGCAGCGUACACUGAGUACACGCUGAGCAUCAUGGCGGGGAAUAGUGGAGGUCGCAGCCAGCCAUCCCUUUCUGUGACUGGAAAGACGGUUUUGCCGCCUCUUCAGCUCUCUGCCUCGUCUCCCAGUAACGACAGUAUCGUGGUAUCCUGGGACCCGGUCGACGAUGCUCUCCAGUACACCUUGAGCGUGUACGAGGUCGGCUCCAACAACACUAUAACACAGAACACCACCAGCACGGAUCUGACAAUCUCGGGACUGGACGCUGGCUCUCUCUACAUGAUCAUGGGCUAUGGUUGGGACCCUGAACAGAGGAAGGGAGAGGGGAGUUAUUACAUCAACCAAACGACACGGCCUCCAAUGCCUGUUUCCAUCAAUGUCUCCGUGGUGAUGGCUGAUGACUUGGCUGGACUGUCCGUCUCCUGGGAAUUGGAUCAGCUGGUUUACGGGCACAUUGAGUACCACGUGAUCAGUGAUCAGAACCGUACAUGUAACUCCACAUCAAGUCUCUGCAUCCUCUCACCGGUGGGUUGUGGAGAGAUGCACACCAUCCAGGUGACUGCCUCCAAUGAGGCUGGGCCCGGUCAUCCAUCCAUGCCAUUUGACUUCGUCACCUUUCCCUGCCCACCUGAGUCCUUAGCUGUGGACGAGUCGGUGGAAGCAAACUGCACUCUGUCUUGGGAUACGGCACCUUACGCCGACAGCUACAUGGCAUACAUAAAGAGAGGUGACGGCAUGGAGGAGACGUGCAACACCACCAGCAACAACUGCACAUACCACUGCCAAUGUGGCUACACACACCUGGUGUCGGUCUUCGCCUUCAACGACGCCGGCUCCAGUCCUCAAGGACCGGUUAUCAACUACACCACAUUGCCGUGUUGUCCGGAGGGUGUGGCCGUCACCCUGGUGAGCACGGAGACUCUGGAGAUCACAUGGUCGGCGUCACUGGGGGCGGAGCUGUAUGAGACCCGGGCAGCGGACGGUUCAGAGGUCAUCCUGUGCAAUGACACGGCGCCGGUCUGCGCCCUUUCUGACCUGGGUUGUGACAGUCCCUACAGUGUGGUGGUGACCCCCUGCAAUGAUGUCAGCGGGUGUAAUCGUGCAUGCGGCGCUCACACCAGAGACACAGCUCCCUGCAUGCCCACAAACAUGCAGCUCAGUCAGAAAAACUCUUCCUGUGUCACGGUGAGCUGGACGGAAAACAACCGUGCCGCCACCUACAGUGUGAGCGCAGUGGGAGCGGAAGACACACACACCUGCAUCUCCAGUGGAAGCAGCUGUGACCUCACAGGUCUUCCUUGUGGCUCCAUCUAUGAUGUCACCACCAUAGCCACCAGCGCUGCCGGACAGAGUUUACCCAGCUACUCGGAAACCUUAGAAACAGAACCCUGUUGUCCAGUCAGCCUCACAGUGGACCAGGCCACUCAAGCCAUGACCAACCUCUCAUGGUCUCACGCUCAAGGUGCUUACUCCUUCAUGGCCUCCUUGACGUCACCGCGGGGUCACGCCAGAUGCCACACUCAGGACCACCACUGCCUCAUGGGAUGCAUCACCUGUGGCACCAACUACACCGUCACCAUGGAGGUUCACAGCCACAGCGGGCGCAGUGCCAACUGCACCUACCAGGGCUUCUCAUCCAGUGCGUGUUGCCCGUCAGGCAUCAAGCUUUACAGGACGGCCGAGAACUCGCUGCGGCUGCACUGGCGCACGGCCGGCGGCGGCACGCGUUACACGGCUGAGAUGUUCGGCAGCAGCAACUACACCUGCACCACAUCUGCAGGAGAGAGCGGCUGCGAAGUCGCCAACGUCCAAUGUGGGGAAGUGUAUCACGUAAUAGUGUCCCCGCUCACCGCAGACGGCAGUAAAGUCUCAUUCUGUCCUCAGAGGAUCUACUCAGUCACGUGCAUAGGAAGUGACGUCGGCACAGUGAUUUACAGAAGAAAGAGAAGUGUGGCUGAGCGGACUUUUGUAGCUGGGAGGCCACUGUCAAGUCGUUCCAUUUCAGUCACCUGGACCAAGGUUGCCUCGGCGGACCACUACUACCUGCAGGUCUCCUCCCAGGACGGCAGCCAAAUGUUUAACCUGACCUUCACCGAGACGUCGGCGGUGGUGGCGGACUUGACCCCCUCCACCAACUACGACUGCUUCGUCUACACCGUCAACCAUGCAGGCGUGGGCCGCCGGAGCAAAGUGAGGACCGUCACUACGUUGAUGCAGCCUCCAGUGGGUGUCACCGCCACGCAGACUGGCCUGGACACAGCGAGGGUGACGUGGCAGCCAGUGGAGGAUGUCCUCGUGUACCGCGUGGAGGUCCAGAACGCUGAUGAACCAGGCGGCGAACCAACUGUGUACAACGUUACUGACACCCGCCUCGACGUGGAUAGCAUCAUGCCAUGUUCCACGUAUAAAAUAUCAGUGUCCUCAUUCAACAACUUCCUGGUGCCGAGCGAGCCCACGGUCUACACAUACACCACCAACAAGUUGACUCCGGUGUCAGCAGUAUCAGUGGACUACAGCUGCACCUCUCAGUCCGUUAUGGUGCACUGGACCGGCGUGUUCGGAGCAGACUCCUACAGGGCCACGGCAAUGGACCAGAAUGGCACGCUGAUGACGUGCACCAGCCAGAGUACCAGCUGUCACAUCGGUGGACUUAGCUGCGACCAGACCUUCAAGGUUCACGUCACACCUAUUUCUGAGAACUGUGAGAACAUGGCCAAUACCACCUGGGCCACCUUUGAGACAGUCCCCUGUGGCCCCAAGAACUUGGAGUUGUUGCACGAUUGUUCCAGCCAAGUCAUCAUCUUUUCCUGGGAACAUACAAACAACACCGAGCACUACACGGCCAGGGCUGUAGACUCCGAGGGUGUGAUUCAAGAGUGUCUCACUGUAGACAACUCAUGCUAUUUCACAAAUACUUUGUGUGGGCGACAAUACUUCUUCACCGUCGACUCCAUCUCUGGGCAUUGCAAAAGUCAGACCAGCUCGACAGUUGAUAUUCGCACAGAACCCUGUAUACCCCAAAAUCUGCAAACAUCUGCCGACUGCAACUCCAACCUUCUGGUCAGCACGUGGGAUCUCGCCGAGGGUGCACUACGUUACACGGUGGAUGCUUUUGGCAAUAAGGGAAAGAGCCACUACAACUGCAGCACAUUGUCCAAUAGCUGUGCCAUGGAGGGUGUUCACUGUGGAGAGUAUUUGACCAUCUUCAUCACAGCUUUUGAUGACAAAUGUGCCAGUCCAAGGAAACUUGGCCCCGUUGCUGAGACAGCGGUCAAGGAAUGCGGAGCCGACUCCAUCACAGUCUCCUGGGCAGUGACAGGCAGCACGCUUUUCUACAUCGCCAUGGCGAGGGACAGCGACGGCGUUGUUCACAGCUGCAACACAAUGGGCUUAACCUGCACGUUCGUUGGCUUGAAGUGCAGCACCUUUUACACAGCACACGUCAUUGGCUCCAACUUCAUGUGCAACAGCAGCCAGAGUGAGGCGGUCACCAUAGAAACAGAUAACGUCACUGCCUCUUUGGACUGUACUGCAAAUGAGGCUGUGAUUUCAUGGCACGGUCAACCCGAAAUUAACUCGUUCACCGCCAGUAUAGUAGAUGAAGAUGAUCGACUUUUGAGCUGCAGUUCCACUACAACCAGUUGCAGGGUACCAAACCUGAAAUGUGGCCGACUCUACACUGUCACGGUCUGCCACCAUGAUAGCAUCUGCCCCAGCAUGCCCUCUCAACCCAUCUACAUGGAUUCUGCCCCCUGCGCCCCACAAAACCUGACUGCGGUACCAGCUUGUGAGGAGAACGGCGCCAUGGUGACGUGGGCCCACUCCCACGUGGCCACGUCGUACCAGCUGACCGCCGCAGGGACAGACGGACACGUGGCGAACUGCAACGGCUCCGUCAAUAACUGCACCCUCGCCGAUCUGCACUGUGGCCAGCCCUACAGUUUGAGCCUCACCGCCAGGGGAGAGAACUGCACCAGUGAACCUACCACUACAUCCUUCACAGCAGUGCCCUGUGCUCCUUCUGGCCUUGCGGUGGAUUAUAAAUGUGAGAAUAACGCUGCCGUUCUUACGUGGACCCCCGCCGAGGGAGCUACGGCGUAUCAUGCCUGCGCCAAAUCUACGUCUGGAGAGGUUCUCUCCUGUGACAGCGCCAACGCCUCCUGCGCUAUCGAGGGCCUGCGAUGUGGGGACACGUACAACUUCUCAGUCGAGGCCUCGGACGGCUACUGCAACAGUUCCUACGGUGCGCCUGUGGAGAACGGAGCAGCUCCAUGCGCUCCCACGGCUCUGGAUGUUGGGAUGCAGAGAGUAGAGCAGAACCACUGGCUCAUGUCCUCGUGGGAAACGGUCGACUGUCCCGAUGUGGAGUACUUGGUGGAAAUAUCAGGUCGAAUCCAAGACAACCCACAGGCCCUGAUGAGUGUCUCUUCUUAUUGGCGAUCCGUACCCUACUUUGAGACCAGGAUGCCUUGCAGCACACCGUAUAAUCUCACGGUACGCUCCAGAAACUCAGCGGGAGCCAGUGAGCCAUCUGUCGCCUCCAUGGGAGUCACAGUCCCGUGUGCUCCAAACAAUGUUCAAUACAGCGGGAGCACUCAGUCUGCUACACUCUCCUGGGACGCGUCAGUGCUCGCCACAGGUUACAGCGUCUACGAUGUCUCGGGGGAAGGCCGCGUUGAGCUUUGUAGCACCGUCGGCCUCUCUUGCCAGCUGGCCAACUUCAGUCUCGAUUACAUGGAGGUGAUUGCCAGCAAUGCUGUCGGAGAGAGCAUCCCGAGUGGAAACGUUACGGGUCCAGUAGAAUCUCGCAGGAAAAGAGAUUUGCGGGCUUCUCAGGUCCAUUCCACCUUUGACAAAGAUCUGGAAGUACCAAAGCUGCUUAAUGUCACGGUGAAAGGAGCAUGGCUGCAUGUAAGGUGGGCAAGGGUCAACAAUGCGAGUGAGUACACGCUGGUCAUUGUGGAGGAACAGAGACAGCAGGCGGACGAUUACCAACCCAGAGUAAGAAUUGUGGAAGGAGACUUUUACACUGAGAGCGCCCUCAAGCCUUGGACCACCUACUGUGUCAGACUGGCGGCCAGAAGCCCCAUGGGCCAAAGCGACUACUGCAGGCCUAAGUGCAAAACUACUGGUGACUCCAAGUGAAGCACAGUCACUUAACAGGACACUGGACUGCACAGACCGUCCAUCAUGUUAGAUAGUGUUUGCACUUAAAUUAUC
Messenger RNA from Nerophis lumbriciformis (worm pipefish), 5709 nucleotides. The record is from RefSeq and is a predicted model, not a curated record. NCBI's taxonomy places the organism in Eukaryota, Metazoa, Chordata, Actinopteri, Syngnathiformes, Syngnathidae.